Molecule: messenger RNA, 2456 nt
Organism: Drosophila rhopaloa
Lineage: Eukaryota; Metazoa; Arthropoda; Insecta; Diptera; Drosophilidae
Gene: Plap
Product: phospholipase A-2-activating protein
Exons: 4
Coding region: 1-2367 (788 amino acids)
Biological process (GO): proteasome-mediated ubiquitin-dependent protein catabolic process; ubiquitin recycling
Cellular component (GO): nucleus; cytoplasm
Molecular function (GO): ubiquitin binding
Source: RefSeq, a predicted model, not a curated record
AUGGAGCCAUCGUUGGACAACUACAAGCUGAGCUGUGAGCUCCUGGGUCACAGCAUGGACGUGCGUGCGGUGGCAGUGGGUGGCGCUGCUCCGGAAGGUGGGCAGACUAUUCUGUCCGGUUCGAGGGACAAGAGCACAAAGCUCUGGCGGCCCACUGGAAACGAGUACUUGGAGAGCCUGACCCUGCAGGAUCACAAGAACUUCAUAUCCUACAUCUACUACUUGGAGCCAGAGCAGUGGAUCUGCACGGCCAGCAACGAUGCCACCAUUUGCAUUUACAAGCAGGACGGGUUUGUGCCUUUGCUUUCCCUCAAGGGUCACGGGUCAACGGUGUGUACGCUCUCGGAAGGAUUGGCGCCACGGAGCCUGAUCAGCGGGAGUUGGGACAAGACCGCACGGGUGUGGUCCAUCAGCGAGGCGGGCGACGUGACCUUUAUUACGCUGGAAGGACACAAGGCGGCCGUUUGGGCAGUGGCUACGCUGAAGGACCAGCAGAAAUAUGUGACCGGUGGAGCUGACAAGAACAUCUACUACUGGAACGCCAAGGGCGAAAAGCUGCGCCUGCUUAAGGGACACACGGAUUGCGUGAGGGGUCUCAUCGGCCUGGAGGCCAACACUCUGCUCUCGUGCGGCAAUGAUGCAGUACUCCGCUUCUGGAACGAGGAUGGCGAGUGCGUCCGCCAGUUGAGCGGGCACACCAACUACAUAUAUUCUAUGGACCGAAAUCAAGCUCUGGGCGAUCAAGUGGUGGUCUCCUGCGGCGAGGACAGCACGCUCCGCAUGUGGAAUGUGAUCACUGGCGAUGAACUGGGCGAACCCAUCCUACAUCCCGCCAUUUCGGUGUGGUCUGUGGCCUGCUUGAAGAACGGUGACAUAGUCACCGGCUGCAGCGAUGGUGUGGUCAGGGUAUUCAGCCAGGUUCCUGCUCGGCAGGCGAGCGAAGGAAUUCAAAGAGCCUUCGAUUUGGCUGUGGCCACCAGAAAAUCUCAGAUGAACGAGGAGAUCGGUGGGGUGAAGAAAACUGAUCUUCCUGGUCCCGAGGCCCUCUUGUCCAACGGAACUCGCGAGGGGCAAACGAAGAUGGUGCGACAUCCCGAUGGUUCCGUCAAGUGCUAUAGUUGGGAGUUGGGUAACUGGAAUCUUGUCGGCGAUGUGACAGGAGCAUCUGGAGGCACACAGGCGAGCUCUGGCAAAAAACUGCAUGAGGGCAAGGAGUACGACUUUGUGUUCAACGUGGACAUCUCCGACACGGAGCCACCAAUCAAGCUGCCUUACAACCGGGGCGAGGACCCCUGGCAGGCGGCCCAGACAUUUAUCCAUCGCAAUAACCUUCCACAGGCCUACCUCGACCAGGUUGCCAACUUUAUUGUGAAGAACUCGCAGAGUGCGUCUGUGGUGGUGGAUCAAGCACCCACUGGCUAUCAGGAUCCUUUUACUGGAGGCUCCCGCUAUGUUCCUGGCUCGAGCAACACCAAUGUGAGAAGUGGUGGCAAUGUGGAUCCCUUCACGGGUGCCUCUAGCUACUCCACAACAGCAAGCAAUGCCCAGUCGCAGGUGGAUGUGAACUUUGUGCGAGCCGGUGACAAGCACUUUCCGGUUAGCAGCUACCGCACCUUCGACACGUGUGAUGCCAAGAAGGUGUUGGAAAAAAUGAAGGAGUUCAAUAGUAAACUGACUCCUGCCGAAGGCAAAGUUGGAGACGAAGUCUUGUUGGCUGUCAUUAAGCUAACUGACCAAUCACCCGAGCUGGAUCUGACCUCUCUGGAAGCCCUGAUUAUCCUGCUGAAGUGGCCAGCGGCUAUGCUCUUUCCAGUGGUGGACAUUCUUCGCCUGGCCGUGAGGAAUGAGCCCAUCUUCAGUGUCCUAAAUAAUAGCCACAACUUCCUGGAUAUCGUGAUCCCCCAAUUGACUGGAUCGGCAGCCAAUCAGCUCAUGGUAGUUCGCUGCCUGGCCAAUAGCUUGAGCCACACCACCGGACGGCAGCAGGUGGAGUCCCAUCUGCCGGAGAUCAUCGAGCUAGUGGGAGUCAUCAAGACGGGCAGUGCCAACCUGCAAAUUGCAGUGGCCACGUUCUAUUUAAACCUUACUAUCGCCCAGACUGUGAACGUGGCCAAGUCGGAGGUCUGUCAUGUGGUCACCUCCGGAGUGGUGGAGCUGCUCAAGUGGGCGAAGGAUCUGGAGGCCUGCUACCGUUCCAUGCAGGCCAUCGGCAACCUGACCACCACUUCCUGCGGCCAGGAGACCAUCGCCCAGGUUGUAUCUGUGGACUAUGUGAUGGACAAGUUGCGGGAACUGACCAACACUCCGCAGAGCGAGAACUUCAACAAGGUGAACUUGGUGGGUCAGGCCCUGCUGGCUGCGUUUUAGGAUCGCUGCCAGCCUCGUUCACUUAUGAUCAUUCUAAAUUAAACAUAUAUUGGAGAACGUUUUUUCUAAAUACACAGUAUACACGCUAA